UGAAGAGUGAGCACCGCUGCUUGUAAGCGGGACCUAUCUGCCAAGUCAUGGCGUCCGCCAGCACGGGCACCAGGGUGUCCUGUGGAAGAGAUUUAAAUUGUGUGCCAGAGGUAGCCGACACAUUGGCAGCGGUCGCCAAACUCGGGUUUGACUUCGUGUGCAUGCCCCUCUUCCACCCGAGGUUCAGGAGGGAGUUUGAGCUGGAUCCCGCUAAAUCUCGACCCGGUGCCCAUACACGGUCCGACCUGCUGCUGUGUGGACGAGAUUGGAAUACUCUUGUUGUUGGGAAGCAGUCACCAUGGAUCGAUACGGAUUCGGAAAUCGAGACCGUACGCAGAAACUCUGAAGCAGCUCUGGCACAGGAGCUCCACUUCUCUGCUUACUUGGGUGUGCCUGUCUUCAUGAUCCCUCUGAACGGGCCUCAUAAAGCCAACCUAGCACGUGUGCUGCUUAACCAUAUCCAGUCAGGACACCACACCACAAAUUUUUGGAUUCGAGUUCCACUCCUGGCUCCUGAAGACAUGCGGGAGGAUCUGAUCGAGAAUGAGCCCAUCAAGUGUGACGAUGAGACAACUGUGGAUGAGAAGACUUGGAACUGGUGGCACUCUUUGAGAACGCUCUGUGAUUACAACAAGAGAGUCUGUCUAGCCAUUGAAGUUGGAGCGGACAUGCCUUCAGAAACUGUGAUCGACAAAUGGCUCGGGGAGCCGAUCAAAGCAGCCGUUCUUCCCACCAGCAUCUUUUUGACCAAUAAGAAGGGCUUCCCGGUUUUGUCCAAAGCGCACCAGCGAAUAAUUGUCCGACUUUUUAAGUUGGAGGCACAAUUCAUCUUUACAGGCACAAGUCGCCACACUGACAAGGACUUCCGUUCGUAUCUGCAAUACCUGGAAUACAUCAGUCAGAACCGGCCCGCACCGAAUUCCUACGAGCUCUUCGCCAAAGGUUAUGAAGACUACCUCCAGUCUCCGCUACAGCCCCUAAUGGAUAACCUGGAGUCGCAGACAUACGAAGUGUUUGAGAAGGAUCCUAUUAAAUAUUCACAGUACCAACAGGCUGUGUAUAAAUGCCUGCUUGAUCGAGUCCCAGAAGAACAGAAAGACACCAAUGUUCAAGUACUGAUGGUGUUGGGGGCAGGCAGGGGUCCCCUGGUCAAUGCCUCGCUGCGUGCUGCCAAGCAGGCGGACAGAAAGCUGAAAGUGUACGCCGUGGAGAAGAAUCCCAAUGCUGUUAUCACGCUAGAAAACUGGCGCUUUGAGGAGUGGGGCGAUCAGGUGUCCGUGGUGUCGUCCGACAUGCGCGAUUGGGUGGCUCCCGAGAAGGCGGACAUCAUCGUCAGCGAGCUGCUGGGAUCCUUUGGUGACAAUGAACUUUCCCCAGAGUGCUUGGAUGGAGCGCAGCACUUUCUCAAAGAGGAUGGCGUGAGCAUUCCCUGCUCCUACACCUCCUUCCUGGCCCCCUUGUCUUCCUCCAAGCUUUACAACGAAGUCCGAGGCUGCCGGGAACGCGACAAAGAUCCCGAGUGCCAUUUCGAAAUGCCCUACGUGGUGCGCCUCCACAACUUCCACCAGCUGGCAGAACCCAAAGCGUGCUUCACCUUCACACACCCCAAUAAAGAUAUGAACAAUAAUCGUUACCAGUGCCUGAGGUUCUCAGUGGGUUGUAACACCGUGCUCCAUGGCUUUGCCGGCUACUUUGAGACCACACUCUACAAAGACGUCACACUCAGCAUAAAACCUGACACGCAUUCACCCGGAAUGUUCUCCUGGUUCCCCAUUCUUUUCCCCCUCAAACAACCCAUCACAGUGUCUCGUGACGAUGAUGUGACGGUACGAUUCUGGCGCUGCAACAACGGGAAGAAGGUGUGGUACGAAUGGGCCGUGACCGAGCCCACCUGCUCCGCCAUCCACAACCCUGCGGGACGCUCCUACACCAUCGGCCUGUGAACCCUCCACACUCCUACUUGUCUUCUAGCGUCUCGUCCCUUAGGUUGAAGGUCAUGCCUUUUUUUUUUUUUUUUUUUAUAUAUAUAUACACCGCCGGUAAGAACCACCACAAGGUAUGUAUGCCUACUUGAAGACGUUCCAUAGGAUUGUGGAUGAGGUGUGUCUGAGCAGUACGAUACAGGACUUUGAUGGCCCACGCUCGCUCUGAUUACUGUUAUUUUGUAUCUGUGUAAUCAUGUCAAUAAAUACUGUAAUGUUG
Molecule: messenger RNA, 2202 nt
Organism: Nerophis lumbriciformis (worm pipefish)
Lineage: Eukaryota; Metazoa; Chordata; Actinopteri; Syngnathiformes; Syngnathidae
Gene: prmt5
Product: protein arginine methyltransferase 5
Biological process (GO): peptidyl-arginine N-methylation; regulation of DNA-templated transcription
Cellular component (GO): cytosol; nucleus
Source: RefSeq, a predicted model, not a curated record